ACCAUCUUGACCGCGGAGUGUAUCUCUGGCAGCAGGCGGGAUCUCGUGCUCGCAGGCUGCCGGUAGAAGUCGGGCGGGCGGGCGCAGAGAGCAGCGUGGUCCACAUCCUGAGACUGACUGACACCCGCCGGCGUAAAAAAGAAAAGUUACUCUUACUUCGCGGACACACUGCCAACAUGUCUGGAGACGACGAGUCGCAGGAGCAGACCAUCGCCGAUGACUUGGUGGUCACCAAGUACAAGAUGGGCGCUGAGAUUGCGAAUCAGGCCCUGAAGGCGGUCGUUGCGGCAGGCAUGGCUGGAGUCUCCGUACUCAGCCUGUGCGAAAAGGGUGACGCCUUCAUCAUGACAGAGACUGGGAAAAUCUUCAAGAAGGAAAAGGACAUGAAGAAAGGUAUCGCUUUUCCUACUUGUGUGUCGGUUAACAACUGCGUAUGCCAUUGCUCCCCUCUGAAGAGUGACACAGACGUCAUACUGAAGGACGGGGACCUUGUCAAGAUUGACCUGGGUGUGCAUGUUGAUGGCUUCAUCUCAAAUGUGGCUCACAGCUUUGUUGUGGGAGUAACCAAGGACAACCCACUCACAGGGAAGAAGGCUGACGUUAUCAAAGCAGCUCACCUCUGUGCUGAGGCUGCCCUGCGUCUUGUCAAGCCAGGAAACCAGAACACACAGGUCACCGAAGCCUGGAACAAGAUUGCAAAGUCAUUCAAGUGCUCUCCGAUUGAGGGCAUGCUGUCCCAUCAGCUCAAACAACAUGUGAUUGAUGGGGAGAAAACUAUCAUCCAAAACCCAACGGACCAGCAAAGGAAGGACCAUGAGAAGGCUGAGUUUGAGGUACAUGAGGUGUAUGCAGUGGAUGUGCUCAUCAGCACUGGAGAAGGGAAGGCCAAGGAUGGAGGACAGAGGACCACCGUUUAUAAACGAGACCCCAACAAGGUGUACGGCUUGAAGAUGAAGACAUCUCGGACAUUCUUCAGUGAGAUGGAGAGACGCUUUGAUACGAUGCCCUUCACUCUGAGAGCAUUUGAGGAUGAAGGCAAGGCCAGGUUGGGUGUGGUGGAGUGUGCCAAACAUGAGCUGCUGCAGCCUUUCAAUGUGCUGCACGAGAAAGAGGGCGAAUGUGUUGCCCAGUUCAAGUUUACCGUGCUGCUCAUGGCCAAUGGACCUCUGCGAAUCACCAACAGCCUCUUUGAGCCAGAACUCUACAAGUCUGAGCAUGAUGUGGAGGACGCAGAGCUGAAGGCUUUGCUUCAAAGUUCAGCCAGCCGCAAGACUCAGAAGAAGAAGAAAAAGAAGGCCUCAAAGACUGUCGAGAGUGCAACUGGACAGGCGAUGGAGACUGAAGCUGCAGAAUAGAUUCUAUCUCCAAGAAAUUCUGACAGACCUCUGAUGACCCAAAGAACAGACGUCACAAAUCCUUCUGUCCCAGCUGUCUGAGGCACUAGCUGGUGUAGCCGCUGUGAAUACCUCCGAAUCUAACUGAUGUCAGUCUGGGAUGAUGCUGCUCCUAAAUUGUCACUCCACCUAAAACACACACACACACACACACGUCCAUAGUAAAUCUCACUGUCCUUGAGACAGCCUUUUGUCUUGAUAGUGGACACAGUUCUGCUGCAAGAGAGGAUGUUUUGUGCAAGGGCAUAUUCUCACUGGAACAAUUCGACUGAUCUUGAUCUUUUUUUUUCCUUUUUCCACAAUAACUGUAGUGAAACAUAUGGAGAAUAAAAUGAGUUUGACAGAGCGGCCAAGGACAAUGAAUGCACAAUACUGUGUCAGCGUAAUGGGGUUUGGCAUUUAGAUAACUUCCUUGAGGUCAUAAGCAGGAAGCCAUGCCUUUUUGAAAUGAGCGUGAACUAAUCGUGGACUUCAAUGUAACACCCAACUUGAAUCCUGAUGUCCCAUGACAUUCACUCAAUUUCAAAUCAUGUCAUCUUAAGUCAACAUUACUGCUCAGUUCAGCAAAAUUACCACAUUUGUACUGCUCUUGCUUAAGCCUACUAGUCACUGUGUAUACUUCUAGGCACCAACUGUAGUUUACUCGGCUAAUCAUUUCUAAGACUGACAUUUUAAGUCCUACCAGUUUAGUAAUUUAACAAGUAACAGAAAAAGAUUUUUCCUUUCUCACCUGUGGAUGGUCUGACUUCUGCCAAGGGUUCAGCAUUCAGUCAUCUGAUGCCGCCAUGAGCCUGACAGUCUGUGUUUACAUUAGAAUUCCAUACUUGUUAAAUAUAUGGAUACUUUUGUAAAACAAAUCCCACUUUCAGAGACUAUUUUUGGAAACAUUAAAGAGCCACCUGACAUCAA
Messenger RNA from Scophthalmus maximus (turbot), 2303 nucleotides. It is a transcript of the gene pa2g4b, whose product is annotated as proliferation-associated 2G4, b. The transcript has 13 exons. The record is from RefSeq and is a predicted model, not a curated record. Lineage: Eukaryota; Metazoa; Chordata; Actinopteri; Pleuronectiformes; Scophthalmidae. Bases 177 to 1355 code for a protein of 392 amino acids.